Messenger RNA from Ilyonectria robusta, 1897 nucleotides. RefSeq lists its product as uncharacterized. NCBI's taxonomy places the organism in Eukaryota, Fungi, Ascomycota, Sordariomycetes, Hypocreales, Nectriaceae. Bases 218 to 1765 code for a protein of 515 amino acids. The record is from RefSeq and is a predicted model, not a curated record. Gene Ontology annotation, molecular function: carbohydrate binding; metallopeptidase activity. The transcript is spliced from 3 exons. Gene Ontology annotation, biological process: cell adhesion.
UGAAACUCUAGUUGCCAGCUGAACUUCUGAAUCGGGGUUCGGAGAAAGGGACGUCAAGGCGGUCCCGUCAGCCCAGCUAGAGUGACACGCAAACAGCUGGCUACCUUGACCUCUUCUCAGAUCGGGAUCUCGUCAGUACUUGCUUCCAGAGGACCGAAGAUUUAUUCCCAAAAGUCUACGUCUGCUUCGUGCGCCAUUGAUCAGACCCUCGCCGACCAUGUCCACCACCACCACCACCAUCGCCACUAUGGGACAUACGCACAAGGCGCCAGCCAUGUUCUGCGCACCCGGCAACCCCCAGGAUGUGAAGAACGGCUUUGGAGGAUUUGGCGACAGCAUCGACGCCGUCGCACCAUGGCCGAGCGGCUCCCGGCUCCGCCUCACGAUGCUGUCAAACGAGAAAGUCCCGGGUUGGGUGACUGACAUCAUCAGAUCGGCCGUUACCGAGUGGACAAACGGCCUCGGCGAACCGCUCGAGGUCCAAUGGGUCUCUGCGAACGAGACAUCGGACAUUCGCAUGUCAUUCCGGAACGACGUGCCAAGCUGGAGCUGCGUCGGAGCUCGGGCGGCUAUGUACGAGCAGUCGAAGCCGUCGAUGAACUUCAACUUUGGGGGGUGGAAGGGUAGCAAGGCCGUGUACUCGCCCGCCUACGUUAGGCGACUGGCUUAUCAUCUGUUUGGCCAUGCCCUGGGCCUACCGCACGCCCUCCUGAGCCAGGGGCCCAUUCAAUGCAAGCCGGGCGAACUCGAGAAGUUGUGUGGCCCCUACUACGCCCAGAUGCUCGGAUCUGCAAAAGGAUGCAGUCUGCUGCGGGACACCCAGUCCAUCAUGCACUACGAGGUUCCCGCUGCGCUGGGCAUGAAGGGUAUCGAUCUCCUCCAGGGAGGUCGUGCCAUCGACAGUGAGGCCCUCGCCCUCGUUCGCUCCCUCUACCCCCCAGUGCCGCAAUCCAGCCUCGUCACCUGCAUCGCCACGCAACUCCCCGGCUUCCAGUCGGGAUGGAGCGGCACGGCCAAUGGGAAACGCUUCAUCAGCACAGCGCAGACGGCAAACUUCGUGACCGGCCUCAACAAGGUCGAUCUGGGCACCAACGGCAACUUCCGUGUCUAUUCAGAAAUCGUGGACUGGCAGCGGGGGUCCGGGUACUCACUCAAGAUAAGAACAGAUGCCGAUGCUCACCUGAUCGAUGCGACUUGCGACGUGCUCUCGUUUGACGAGGCAGAUCAGAGAAUCAGGACCGGCCUCGUCAAUUGGCAUCACUUGCCCGGUGGGAGCGCGCGUUCGUAUCGCGAGAACUUUUCGAGGCCGUUCAAUAAGCCGCCUAAUGUGGUUGCCUUUAUCAGCGGGUUUGACAGUGUUAAGGGGAGGAACAUCCGCAUCGAUGUGAAGGCCUCGGCCAUUGACAGGAAUGGCUUUACCCUGGAUAUCAGCACCUGGUCCGACUCCAUCGUCUACCAGAUUGCAGCCUCUUGGAUCGCGCACGAACCGGACGACUGGACCAUCCGGUCCGGUACCUUCUCCCAUCCUUUCGAUCCGAACCUGACGCUCGUCGCCCGGUGUACCAGUCACUACAGCAGCCCCAUGCGUAGGCGGCCCAGUAAGCUGUUCUGCGCCUUCUCACAUAUUGACGUCGGUCCCCACUCCAACGUCCGCCUGGGUCUGACAGCAGAGUGUGAUGAGAACAAGGUCCAGAGCAUCUUGUAUACGUGGGAGCAAGAGAGCAAGUUUGUCGUGUUGGCUGGGUCCUAUGUUGCUAUUCUGUAAGAAGUCAGUCGAGUCGUAGAGUUUCACGAUGGUAGCUUUCGUGUUUUUUCCUUUUACAAGGAUAACGAUUCAACUGGUCACUGUGCUUUUUGUUUCGAGAGCCAUUUCCGAGUACAAGCAAGAUAUAUUUCU